GGACACUGAGUGACCAUGACCUUGGACUGCUUACUCAUGGAAGAGACGGACAUAGACGUGGAGGGACAGACAGACGGCUGUAGUGAAGAUGUGAGGAGCACAUAUUUGUCACUGUUAGAUAAGACGAAUUCAGACUUGGAGCAAACUUCAUCCUUCGCUCCUGAAGUGCGGGAGGUGGGAGACCUCGCUGUCCGGCUGCAGGAUGGUCCAGGCAAGAGAACCGCCUCGGUGAAGCCUCCGUACUCGUACAUCGCUCUUAUCACCAUGGCCAUCCUCCAGAGCCCGAAAAAGAGACUGACCCUCAGUGAGAUAUGUGACUUUAUCAGCCAGCGCUUUGUGUAUUAUCGGGAGAAGUUCCCUGCGUGGCAAAACUCAAUCCGUCACAACUUGUCUCUAAAUGACUGCUUUGUCAAAAUGCCCCGGGAGCCUGGGAAUCCCGGGAAGGGAAAUUAUUGGACCUUGGAUCCCAUGUCGGCUGAUAUGUUUGAAAACGGGAGUUUUCUUCGGCGGAGGAAACGCUUCAAGAGGCAACAUUUUUAUUUGGAAACGCUGAAGGACUCCAGGGCGCAGGAGCGCAGCCUGAUGCCUGUUUGUCCUCUCCUCGGAGCGCACAGGAUGGCCCCGUGUCUUCAGGGUCCUGAUGUGUGCUGCGAUCUGGGCUCAGGAAGCCGUUUAAGUUCCCACACUAGUUCCGACAUCCCACCUGUACGCAGCAUCAUACCUGCGCUCUCCUCGCUCCUCUCCAAGAAUUUUCCCUCUUGUUUAACCUUUGAACAUUUCGACCCGGGUCGCUGCGUCGUUGUCCCCCCUUUGGCUCCAAACUCCUCGUUCAUGCCCCCGGUGUCGCUGCACGGAAUGAUAGGCCUACCCAGGUAUCCUGUUCUUCAGCUGUCCAAUUUUCCUACCGGGGUCAUUAAAAUUUCGUCUAAUUUAAUUUAA
This is a messenger RNA of Seriola dumerili (greater amberjack), 939 nucleotides long. Its product is annotated as forkhead box protein D1-like. Bases 16 to 939 code for a protein of 307 amino acids. NCBI's taxonomy places the organism in Eukaryota, Metazoa, Chordata, Actinopteri, Carangiformes, Carangidae. Gene Ontology annotation, biological process: regulation of transcription by RNA polymerase II; cell differentiation; anatomical structure morphogenesis. The record is from RefSeq and is a predicted model, not a curated record. Gene Ontology annotation, molecular function: DNA-binding transcription factor activity, RNA polymerase II-specific; RNA polymerase II cis-regulatory region sequence-specific DNA binding. The transcript has a single exon.